Eutrema salsugineum is the source of this 1383-nucleotide messenger RNA. Its product is annotated as E3 ubiquitin-protein ligase At3g02290. The transcript has 5 exons. Bases 455 to 1135 code for a protein of 226 amino acids. The record is from RefSeq and is a predicted model, not a curated record. Gene Ontology annotation, molecular function: ubiquitin-protein transferase activity. Lineage: Eukaryota; Viridiplantae; Streptophyta; Magnoliopsida; Brassicales; Brassicaceae.
CUUGAAGCUCCAUUAGUAUCCAACAAAGCUCUUUCACCCACCUUCACAACAACAAUCAUCAUCAUCUCCAGUGUUCCUCACUUUUUCCGCAAUCUUUCUUACCACCGACGAGAAUUAGAGAAAAGGAAAAAAAAGGGAAGAAAAUUCAUUGAAGUUUCACUUUUGAAUUUCCUGGGAUUUGAAAAAGAAAACAAUUAAUGAGUCUCCAUAUUAAUUAAAUUGAACCAUUUCUUGAGUCUCUCUUUCGUCGAUUAUAUGUUAUCACAUCUCUCUCUCUCUUCUCUCUAGAGCCCCGAUCGAAAAAAGGUCUUUGCCUCUUCUCUCUUUCCAUCUCAGUUCUCGAUCGAAGGUAAAGUGGAGAUAUGAAGCAGAUUGUUUACCAUAUGAUUGGUUUUUAAGGUGAAAAGAAAAUUUUAUACAUAGAAAGAAAGAAACCAGAGUAGAAGAGGGGAAGAUGGGUUGUGUUUCUUCUUGCUUUCGGGUCGAAGACAUUGAUGAGUACAUGAAUCCAAGUAGCUCUGUAUAUAGGAACUGUCCCUGCAUUAGAUGCCUUGCUCAUAAUUUCCUUAACCUGUAUGUUUCGGUGUUCAGAAGAGGGGAAACCCGCUCUCUCCCAUCUUCUGUUCAAGCUACUGCAUCAAUAACUUCCUCUUCUUCGCAUGAUAACUUUCUUUCUGAAGCAUUUCGUUCUACUCCUAGGCCUCUGCCUUAUGAUGCUGAUCCUAGAUACUUGCGCUCACUCGUCUCAAGACGGGACAAGGGUUCAAGUCAUUCACAUGAGGAAGCUGAACCUCUAAGAAGUGAUAACGAUGCAGAUUCUGAAUCUUUCGGCCUGGGAGGAUGCAAAUGGGCAAAUAAUAAAUCCAUUAUCUCUGAUAAAGCUUCCAAAGAUGACUACUCCAGUAAAUCCAGUCUUAGGAUUUUGAAAUCAAGGUCGACCUCUGAAAACAUGUAUAGAUUGUCUGAAGAUGAAGACGUCUGUCCAACUUGUCUUGAAGAAUACACAUCAGAGAACCCAAAGAUUAUAACAAAAUGUUCCCAUCAUUUCCACCUUGGUUGCAUUUAUGAAUGGAUGGAGAGAAGUGAAAACUGUCCUGUCUGCGGAAAGGUGAUGGAAUUCAACGAAACACCGUGAUCAUCAAUCAUCGAUCAUUGAUCUGUGUCCUGUAUCUGAACUGAAACCGGGGAAGAUGACAAGGCAAAGCAGAGGGGAUGUUUUGUAAAUUUGACUUGUUGGUUUGUGAAUGUUGUCUGUCAUUUACAAUGGUAAAUAGAUGAAGCAGAAAGGAAGAAAAUGUUCCUCUGCAACAGUUUAAUCUUAUGAGAAAAUAUAAACUCCAUGAAACAAGAAAAGAAAUGCAAAACAAGAAGCAAUAUUUCGUC